Messenger RNA from Laccaria bicolor S238N-H82, 1596 nucleotides. The record is from the annotation of a RefSeq genome assembly. NCBI's taxonomy places the organism in Eukaryota, Fungi, Basidiomycota, Agaricomycetes, Agaricales, Hydnangiaceae.
GCGUUAUUUAGAACGACCGAAGAUAAUUGGCGGUGGCAUAUGUAUGAUACUAUCAAAGGACCCGACUGGCUUGGUGACAGAGACGCAACCUACUACAUGUGUAGAGAAGCUCCGAGUGUCAUGAAGGCUGAACACUAUGGCGUGCCUUUCUCGCGUACAUCAGAGGAUAAGAUCCACCAACGCGCUUUUGCUGAACAAUCUUUGAAAUAGGGAAACGUAGUCGGCCUACCGGUGCGCGGCCGCUGACCACAUGCCCUCCUGCACACGCUCUACGGCCAAUCUCUGCGCCACAGCACCAACUUCUUCAUCGAGUACUUUGCCCUCGACUUGAUCAUGCAAGACGGCGCGUGCGUGGGUGUCAUCGCUCUAAACAUGGAAGACGGCGCACCUCAUCGUUUCCGCUCGCACAAGACCGUGUUGGCGACGGGUGGUUACGGGCGAGCGUACUUCAGCUGCACGAGCGCCCACACUUGCUCUGGAGAUGGAAAUGUCAUGGUCGUUCGUGCCGGACUUUCCCUUCAGGAUCUGGAAUUCGUCCGGUUCCACCCCACUGGUAUCUAUGGCGCUGGAUCCCUUAUCGCAGAAGGUUCUCGAGGUGAAGGAGGGUAUCUCUUGAACUCUGAGGGUGAACGGUUCAUGGAACGAUACGCGCCUACCGCGAAAGAUCUUGCUUCGCGUGAUGUCGUUUCCUGUUCCAUGACAUUUGAAAUUCGCGAAGGUCGUAGGGUCCUGGAAAGGAUCACAUUGAGCCACCUUCCUGGUAAAGUUCUCCACGAGCGGCUGCUCGAUGUCUCUGAAACUGCCGCCAUCUUCUCUGGUGUUGACGUCACCAUGAAGCCUAUUCUGGUUCUGCCCACCGUGCACUACAACAUGGGUGGCAUUCCUACCAAAUACACCGGCGAGGUCCUUACCAUUGACAAGGAUGGCAAUGACAAGAUCGUCCCUGGUUUGUACGCUGCCGGAGAAGCCGCUUGUGUGUCCGUGCACGGUGCCAACCGUCUUGGUGCAAACUCGCUGCUCGAUAUCGUCGUGUUCGGCCAUGCUGUCGCACACCAUAUCCGAGACACACUGACACCUGGCGAGCCGCACAAGGCGAUCCCUGAGGAGGCUGGCCUCGAGAGCAUCGAGUUCCUGGACAAGAUUAGGUAUGCUUUUGCCCCAGAGCCAACUGCCAAGAUCCGUCUUGACAUGCAAAAGGCCAUGCAGACCGAUGCUGCUGUCUUCAGGACCCAAAAAACUCUCGACGAAGGUGUUGAGAAGGUUCGCUCCAUUUAUAAAAACUUUGAUAAUGUCGGUAUCAAGGACAGGAGCAUGAUUUGGAACUCGGAUCUCGUGGAGACGCUUGAACUGCGCAAUGUCCUCCAGUGCGCCAUCCAAACAAUCACCUCUGCUGCCGCCCGUAAGGAGUCUCGUGGUGCUCAUGCUCGUGAAGAUUUCCCAGACCGUGACGACGAGAACUGGAUGAAACAUAUCCUUUCAUUCCAACACGUUGUCAGCUCUCGGGCCGACUUCGAGCUGAAGUACCGCAAAGUUAUUGACACAACACUUGACGAGACCGAGUGCAAGCCCGUGCCUCCGUUCAAACGUGUGUAUUAG